Molecule: messenger RNA, 981 nt
Organism: Alternaria postmessia
Lineage: Eukaryota; Fungi; Ascomycota; Dothideomycetes; Pleosporales; Pleosporaceae
Exons: 4
Coding region: 1-981 (326 amino acids)
Biological process (GO): ceramide catabolic process; ceramide biosynthetic process
Cellular component (GO): endoplasmic reticulum membrane
Source: RefSeq, a predicted model, not a curated record
AUGGCUGCGUUCCUUUCUCGCCUACCGUCGAUACCGUAUCCGCCCGAACAGGAUGGAUGGUUCUCUCCAGUCACAUCUACCCUCGACUGGUGUGAAGAGAACUAUGUAGUGACACAAUACUCGGCAGAAAUUAUCAACACGCUCACGAAUCUUCUGUUCAUGUACCUGGCAGCCAAAGGUAUACGCAACUGCUUAAAGAAUGGACAUGACACAGUUUUCCUCGUGGCAUUCAUUGGCUACUUGCUCGUUGGGACUGGAAGCUUCCUCUUUCACGCGACACUGAAAUAUCCCAUGCAGCUUGUAGAUGAGCUCUCGAUGAUCUACACAACGUGUUUGAUGAAUUUUGCAACAUUUUCGUAUGGAAAGUCACGGCUCUACUCUACUGUUCUUGCGGUUGGACUGGUGUCUCUCGCCGUCUUCAUUACGCUAUAUUACCAUUACCUCCAGGAUCCAACCUUCCAUCAAAACGCCUACGCGCUCCUCACAGCAAUCGUGCUGUUUCGGGCCAUGUAUGUGAUGGAGGUGAAUAUCCGCCCGCGCUUCCGGUCCAAGGAGAGGGAAGCUGCGAACCCGCGUCCGCAUAGAGGUGUGAAGGCGGUUCAAGAAAGGGAAGACGUGAGGGACCAGGAGAUUCUCAGUACCAUGUGGAAGAUGAUUGCAUUUGGUCUAAGCAUCUUCUUGGGUGGUUUCGCAGUCUGGAGUCUCGAUAACGAGUACUGCUCGAAGUUGAUCCAGUGGAGGAGGGAGAUUGGUAUGCCCUGGGGCUUCGUACUGGAGGGUCAUGGGUGGUGGCAUCUCAUGACGGGAACCGGAGCCUACUACUACAUCGUGUGGGGUGUAUGGCUUCGACAUUGCCUUAACUACAGGCAAGACGAGUAUGAGCUGGACUGGCCCAACUUCUGGACGAUGCCGCAGGUUAUUAAGCGACAAGAAGCGUUGAAUAGAGGUCAUGUGAAUGGCUCUACGAAGAAGGAACUGUAA